AUGUUUCCUGACCAGUUAGAGAUCACACUGGCAAGGUCCGAUCAUUUGAGUGAUUUUACAGGAUGCGACAUCCAGCCCAAACGAGAUGUGACCCGCUUCGUGAAGUGGCCAAAAUACAUCCGCCUGCAGCGUCAAAGAGCUGUGCUGCAGAAGCGUUUGAAGAUUCCUCCACCAGUGAAUCAGUUCAGAACAGCAGUUGAUAAGCAGACGUCCUCCCAACUGUUCAACCUUCUCAACAAGUAUCGACCUGAGUCCAAGGAACAGAAGAAGGAGCGUCUUCGCAAACGUGCGGAAGCCCGUGCUGCAGGAAAAACCGAAGAGAUCACAAAGCGUCCCCCAACUGUCCGUCACGGCGUAAACACUAUCACUCGUCUGGUUGAGACUCGCAAGGCGCAGCUCGUUCUUGUGGCUCAUGAUGUUGACCCCAUCGAGAUCGUGUUGUUCCUGCCAGCACUCUGCCGCAAGUUCAACGUGCCAUACGCCAUUGUGAAGGGAAAGGCUGCUCUAGGAACUGUUGUAAGAAGGAAGACCACAUCCGCCGUCGCUAUCGUCGACGUCAACCCUUUUCAGCGAAGACCGAUCUGCCCUUGCAACUCGACCAACUUCAACGAGAGAGGUGAAGAGAUCCGAAAGCACUGGGGUGGAGGAAUCAUGUCGGCGAGAUCCGAGGCCAAGAAACUCAGGAUCGAAAAAGCUCGUGCCAAGGAUCUUGGUAUUCGUGCGUAA
This is a messenger RNA of Cooperia oncophora, 726 nucleotides long. The record is from the annotation of a GenBank genome assembly. NCBI's taxonomy places the organism in Eukaryota, Metazoa, Nematoda, Chromadorea, Rhabditida, Trichostrongylidae.